UCCCUGUCUCCAUCUCAACCUACUGUCUGCCUCUUGCAUUUCCACAAAAGCCCUAAAACUGUUUCUCUCUCUCUCUCUUGAAAGUAAGAGGACUAACAGUUCAGUGAAGAAGAAGAGAUGAGUUGCUUCCCCCAUUUUGGGAAAGCAAAUCCUCAAGAAUCCACCAAGCAUUUCACAGUCUUCUCACAACUUGAGUUGUUUUAGUAUUCAUCAAACAGAAAACAGACAGCAAGAAAAGAAGAAUUCCCAAUAGGGAUCUGAUCACUUCUCUAUAUCUUCUCCUCCAUCCAUCAUUCAUUCAUUCAUCCAUCCAUCCAUCCAUCAGUCAAUUACAUACCCUAUUUUAACAUCCUGACUCUCUCACCAAAAUGGCAAUCUUCUCAUAUAUCAAUCAAGAAACCCUGCUUUUCUUCUUCCCCUUUUAGUUCUGAUCUUGUUCGAUCACUAUGAUUGUGUGUUUGAUAGCUCCACUGCCACACAAAGGUCUUAUCAUUGCAUCACAACUACUCUUCUAUAAAUUCGUCAUCCUUCUUGCUCCUCUACUCCUCACUCACCUAGAACACCAUCAUUGUUCUUGAUUUUUCUGCCAAACCCUAGAAAGACUUGUUGGAUUGUUCACAGUUCCGUAGAAAACGAAAACCCUUUUGUCUGAAUAUAAAUUUUUUACAGGGCAAAAGCUGUUUUUUUGACAGUUUUUUGGGUGGAUUUAUGGAUUCAUCAUCUUUUCCUGAAAUCGAAAGCUCCAACUCUGAGAACAGCAGCGUCAACACCGGCAACACUUCCUCCUCCGCCGGCACGUCUUCGUCGGGCUCCACUCUCAGCCGCUACGAGAACCAAAAACGCCGCGACUGGAACACCUUCGGCCAGUACUUAAAGAACCACCGCCCGCCGCUCUCCCUCAGCCGCUGCAGCGGCGCCCAUGUCCUCGAAUUCCUCCGCUACCUCGAUCAGUUCGGCAAAACCAAAGUCCACACCCCAAUCUGCCCCUUCUACGGCCACCCCAACCCUCCUGCCCCCUGCCCCUGCCCGCUCCGCCAGGCCUGGGGCAGCCUCGACGCCCUCAUCGGUCGCCUCCGCGCUGCCUACGAGGAAAACGGCGGCAAGCCUGAAACCAACCCUUUUGGAGCUCGAGCUGUGCGUCUCUACCUCCGGGAAGUCCGUGAUUUGCAGUCAAAGGCUAGAGGAAUCAGCUACGAGAAGAAAAAGAGGAAGCGCCCACCACAGCAGCCAACUGCCGGGUCGUCGCCUCCUGCACAACCCCCGCCGCCGAGCGAAGUUUGUAGGUUCGAGGGUUGCUCUUUUCUUGAUAACAAAACCCAAAAAAGAAAAAAAAAGAAAAAAGAAACUGUAGCAGUGUCGGGAAGUAUGAUCAGAAGCAGCAGUUUCAGACCAAAGUAGUUGUUGUUCUAAAAUGUUGUAGGAUGGGAGUAAUUAAUUAAUGUACCCUCAUUCUUAGAUUCUGUGUUUUUUUCGUUACCAUGCAACCCAUCGAUCCAUUUUUCAAAUUCCAGUGCUGUUAAUUGAGUGCUUUGUCUUUAUCAUAA
Molecule: messenger RNA, 1544 nt
Organism: Sesamum indicum (sesame)
Lineage: Eukaryota; Viridiplantae; Streptophyta; Magnoliopsida; Lamiales; Pedaliaceae
Product: protein LIGHT-DEPENDENT SHORT HYPOCOTYLS 3
Biological process (GO): mRNA transcription; response to light stimulus
Cellular component (GO): nucleus
Source: RefSeq, a predicted model, not a curated record